Molecule: messenger RNA, 2909 nt
Organism: Ixodes scapularis (black-legged tick)
Lineage: Eukaryota; Metazoa; Arthropoda; Arachnida; Ixodida; Ixodidae
Product: TBC domain-containing protein kinase-like protein
Exons: 25
Coding region: 339-2858 (839 amino acids)
Biological process (GO): protein phosphorylation
Cellular component (GO): cytoplasm
Molecular function (GO): ATP binding; protein serine/threonine kinase activity
Source: RefSeq, a predicted model, not a curated record
AUCAUUAUCGCAAAUAAUCCAUGACAGUCUUCAAUCGGGGGCUCACCGGCUCACUUUGAGCAACAUUUACUUGUGUAAUGAAAGAAAACAGACUAAUAACGUGUGUAACAUCAAACGCGGCAAACACGCUGAAACAGCUAUCAUCAUCGUUUCAUAGUUGAUCCGUGCAGAUCCAGAAUCCAGAUAAAGGGGCGUGUAAAAGAGCCGUAUCCACCUCCGUAGGACGCGGGCGACGCGGGUGCUGUCAGCUGUCAUGGGGAUUUGUGAGUCAGUAAAAAGUUUGUUUGGAGUUUGGGAAGUGUAGCACGUGGAGAAAACACCAAACAAGCCCAAGUGACAUGGAUUCGCUCAAGAAAACGACACUGGGUGCAAGGACCUUCUUUGCGUCGUGCCAUGCCAAGGACACCUGCGGCAAUAAUGGCCUGCCACUCACACCAAAUUCUAUCAGGAUUCUGGGUCUCUUCCAACUGUUAAAGAAGCUGUCGCACAAGAACCUUUGUACAUACUUGGAUGUGCUUCGUAGCAAACAUGAGAGAUUGGUGGUCGUCUUCGAGCAUUUCAAGACAAGCCUGAAGGAUGAAAUUCCAAAGAAACUGCCGACUGAGGCUAUUGGUAGAGUGUGCAGGCAAACACUAGAUGCCUUGGUCUACUUGCACGGCCAUGGCAUUGUACACCAUGUCCUGUCUCCAAGCUCAAUCCUCCUGGACGAUAAGGGUCAUAUCAAAGUUUCCAACUAUGGACUCUACCACAUGACCGAGCAUGGCAAGACCAUUCCGUUCCCGCUUGGAACUCCGAAAUACUUGGCACCUGAGGUUCUGACGCAGGAGAGACCAUCUUUUCAAGGACCCAAGGCCGACAUCUGGUCCCUAGGAAUCAUUGCACUGGAGCUUGCCCUGGGACGUGAGCUUUUGAGCAAUGCCAGCAUUGAGUGCGUAUUCAAGCAGCUUCUGACCUCUAUCAAAGGAAAUGGAGACAUACUGCUUGCUCUCUCGGAACUAGACAAAUGCCAGAAGGAGGUUGAGGAAUUGGAUGCAGCUGUGAAGUCCUUUAUUCGGCUGUGCCUGACAGUGCUGCCUAAAAACAGGCCCACUGCCAAGCAGCUGCUCCUUCAUCCCCUGGUGGCUGGAGCAGGCACUUCCAGUGGGGAUGCUAUCCCAGCGACCAGUACCCAGGUGUCCCCUCUGCGGUGUGAACCUCUCACACUGACUGAUGCCGGUCCCUGUCUCGGGGAGCCCCUGGAGGAGCGCCCCCUACAGGAGCUCUACUUCCUGUGGCGCCUCGCUGGGGGAGACGCGGAGGCGGAGCUUCGGCGUCGUGGUUGUCUCAGGGCGAAGCCCCCGAUCUGCACCCUGCCCUGCAUUGUGUUGCUGGAAGGGGACGAACUGGUCCAGAGGAAGGAUUCCGUCUUCUUCUUCGACGACACCAUCGUGACACUACCCACCGAGCAGCUCUGUCAGAGACUGAAGGGGAUGGAUCCCGCCCUCUACUACCCUCUGAUUGAAAGCGAACAGGACGCCCCUGCCAGCCCAGGUUCAGCAAAUGGCCUGAGCAAUGCCGCUGCACUUCCCAUAGUCAUCCGUGAGAAAGACAUAGAGUACCAGCUGCAGAGGAUAAUCCUGUACAAACGGCUGCUGGAGGCAUAUCCGUUCCAGCGUCAGCGCAUUGUGCGCGAGGCUAAGCUGGACAUUCCUCCCCUGUACAGAGCUCACAUCUGGGCUGCCCUCCUGGACGUACAGGGAGACCUGUUGCGGGAGUAUGAAGCCAUCGACAAGGAAACCCCGACGCCUACAGACAGGCAGAUUGAGGUGGAUAUUCCCCGCUGCCACCAGUAUGACGAGCUGCUGUCGUCUCCAAGUGCUCACGCCAAGUUCAAGCGACUGCUCAAGGCUUGGGUGAUUAGCCACCCACGCUACGUCUACUGGCAGGGCCUGGACUCCCUCUGCGCACCCUUUCUACAUCUCCACUUCAAUGAUGAGGCCGCAGCCUACGCUUGCCUGUCCACCUUCAUUUCCAAAUACCUGCACGACUUCUUCCUCCAAGACAACUCGCUGGUCAUCAAGGAGUACUUGGCUGUCUUUUCGCAUCUGAUUGCCUACCAUGACCCGGAAUUGACCAACCACCUGGACAGCAUCGGAUUCUUGCCAGAGCUCUACUCCAUUCCAUGGUUCCUGACAAUGUAUACUCACGUCUUUCCGCUGCACAAGAUCUUCCACCUGUGGGACACACUGCUACUUGGACGAGACAGCUUCCCUCUGUGCGUGGGAGUAGCCAUCCUGCAACAGCUCCGUUCUGACCUCCUGUCGUUCGGCUUCAACGAGUGCAUCCUGCUGUUCUCGGACAUGCCUGAGAUUGACAUCCAGCGAUGUGUCCACGACUCCAUCCGAAUCUUCUGCAGCACCCCUCAGAGUGCCACAUUCAGGGCCCAUGCCAAGCCUGGGAGCCAGCCCCAAGACCCACUGGGGAUGUCUACGGUGCCUUUGGACAUCCUCAAGUCGGAGCUGUGUCCACGAAUCUCGGCACAAGACCUGCUAGGGCUCCUCGAGCUCUCGCGCAGAGAUGGCACCAAGGUCCGCCUCCUAGUCCUGGACGUAAGGCCAGCAGAGGAAUUCCAGCGAGGAGCGAUCCCAGGAAGCCUCCAUGUCCCACCUGGAAACCCCGCUCAGUGGACCGAACCUCUGCGUAACGGGCACAUGGUGGUGGUGGUGGGAAGCCACAAGGACCACGGUUCUGCGGUGGAAACUGCCAACCAGCUGGUGCGGCUCAACCAGUCGCGGGUCUGCCUCCUGCACGGAGGCGUCGAGGCUCUCCGCACCGCGGGCCUCCUCGAACUGCCCCCGCGUGGCGCCGCCCAGCAGUGACUCCCCUCACUCAAACACAAUCUCCUCGUUGGGAUUAAACGUGUCGAUGUA